Lymnaea stagnalis (great pond snail) is the source of this 189-nucleotide messenger RNA. NCBI's taxonomy places the organism in Eukaryota, Metazoa, Mollusca, Gastropoda, Lymnaeidae. The record is from the annotation of a GenBank genome assembly.
GGUAAAAGAAUGUGCCCAGGAGUUAGUAUUGCCAAGAAAGAAUUGCUCGGCUUGACUGUUGGGCUUCUCUCAAAGUUCCACUUCAGUGCCCCGGUGGUUGAAGGCAAAGAAGUGCCGCCGUCUUUGGUCGGUGUGGUGGGCUUGACAAAUGCGCCACUUCCAUUUAAGCAGUGCGUUCAAUUGGUGUAA